Messenger RNA from Pecten maximus, 4298 nucleotides. RefSeq names its product sushi domain-containing protein 2-like. The transcript has 20 exons. Bases 13 to 3654 code for a protein of 1213 amino acids. The record is from RefSeq and is a predicted model, not a curated record. Lineage: Eukaryota; Metazoa; Mollusca; Bivalvia; Pectinida; Pectinidae. Gene Ontology annotation, biological process: cell-matrix adhesion.
AGGCAGUGGACAAUGGAGGCAGUGCAUUGUUUCCUCUUACUUUCCUUUGUUUUACACAUUGUCACCUGUAUUCCGGUAUCAGAAUUUUACCCUUUUGGCCGUGCGGUGCUUGACCAUAAUUUCCCAAAGAACGACGAUGGCAGUUCACCAAGGGUCAAUAUCAGUACCCUUUUCCCUUUCUUCAACAGCCAACACGACUCGCUUUACGUCAAUACAAAUGGCGCAAUAUCCUUUCAACAAACAUUGAACCAAUUUACGCCAGCUCCCUUCCCCCUCAACGAUCAUCGUAGCAUCGUGUCACCAUUUUGGGCAGACGUUGACAUACGGAAUGGCGGUACCGUGUGGUAUCGCGAGACUACAGCUCCUGAUAUCCUACAGCGAGCAACCAAUGAAAUUCGUCUGUAUUAUCCUGGCCAGCUUCACUUCCAUGCCAGCUGGGUAUUCAUAGCAACAUGGGACAACGUAGCGUUCUACGGGGCGUCGACAACCGGUAAAACCAAGAAAAACACGUUCCAGGCUGUUCUCAUUACAAAUGGCCGUCACUCUUUCACCGUGUUUAACUACGCUAAAGUAACGUGGACCACGGGGACUGCCAGUAGUGGUAACGCGGACACAGGACUGGGAGGAACUCCAGCCCAGGUUGGUUUUAACGGAGGUGAUGGCGUCAAUUUCUACGCAUUAGACGAAUCCCGAACGCCAUCUAUCGUCAAUCUUGCCCGCAUGUCUAACGUAAAAACGAAUGGUAAAUUCGUGUUCCGGAUUGAUACAGCUAAAAUAGAGAAUGGUGGAUGUAAUACCGGAGGUGCCCUAGUGGUGUAUCCCUUCCACGUCACUAUGUAUGGAAGCCAGGAGAUCACGGUAUCUGGUCCCUGUUUUUCCGCGAAUGACACCGUGCAUAUCAUCUUCCCCAACAACGACAGCCAAUCGUGUGUUGGGAGGUCACUGUUCAGUGUCAGGUGUCUCACACCAACAUUUUACGUCACUGGAGUCAUCGACAUUGCUCUCCAUAUCACUUCUUCAGGCGGACAUACGUCUCGUUACACGGGUUUCUGCACGGUCGUAAACCCUUUGUUAAGCGAACCUGGAUUGGUUCGAGUCUUGGUUGGUACCUGGGCCCGAGAUAAAAGAGUGGCCGUUCAGUGGACUCCUGAUAGCUUGCCCUUCACAGAAAGUCGUGCUAAUAUAGAUGCUUACACCAUCGAGCCAAACAAAGCCGGAGAGUCACGACUUAUCUUUGAAAAAGCAUUGGCAUCCUCUGUAUUAAUCAGAUCUGCUUCUGCCUCGUUCAUUUUUGACGUUGAAACAAAUGUUAUAAUUCUUAAGAUGACAGAAGUUGGAACUAAUGUGACGUUACAUAACAGCGUCUGGUCAGACGCGUUUGUUGUAAAACCAAACAUGGAUACAAAUAAGGGACAGAAAGAAGCCAAAGACACGUGUCAAAGACAACUCAAUUCUGAUAUGAAGUUGCCUCCCUUGACGGACCUUCGUAUCCAGACAUGUCCAUGCAGGGCGGAGCAAAUUGAGAUCGACCUUGCGAGAUUCCAUCGAGAUCCACUUUGUAAAGAUAUAAAAUAUCUGGAUCAUUUAGAUUUUCGAACCUCCCGGAACUGUCAGCAGGCAGAGGCCCAACAGUGUUACCGACUCAACUCUCCAGGACCUAAUGGAUCAGGUCGUCUGUGUUGUUACGAUUACCUGGGAAACCUUAUGGAUGCCAAGUCUGUGUCCGGGGGAGGCACUGCACACCGAUUCCACUACUUUGGGGGACCUGGCAGCGUCCCUUAUUUAUCUACUCUAGUAUUUGACACGUCACCUUACUUCCAUUGUUGUAAGUACAUACGGGAUACUGCAGGACUAGCUCUGUGUGCCCGGCUACUACAACAACGUCCACAGGGUGACUGUAAAAACUAUCAACCCAUAAGGCCAGCACGACUAAGUGGCGAUCCCCACUUCACUACACUGGAUGGGUUGCCGUAUACCUUCAAUGGCGUUGGGGAAUUCAUACUGCUGAAACACAUAAAUAAUACGUUCUUCGCGCAAGUCCGAAUGGAACAGGUGGCUGGUCCGGAUGGCACUUUGCGUAAGGCGAGUGUGAUAACCUCUUUCUCAGCGAAACGAUUCAACAUGUCAGAUACUGUAGAGGUCCGACUGAAUUCCAUCAGGGUGGCCGAUGUCCUGGUAAAUGGUGAAAUAGUGGAUUUUAUCCAUUACAGAUCUCUACACUUCAAUGGUGUCUCAACAACGAUGACCGAACGGAACAACACAGACGGAUCAUUAAAACAAAUCAACCUUAUCUUCACUGAGCCCAGCCUGGCGUUUCGCAUUCUGGCUUAUCCUUCCCUUCUCAAUGUCAUCGUGGUAUCGGGGUCGGACAGCUUACAAGGAAACAUCACAGGACUUCUGGGAAAUUAUAACGGUGAUCCUGAGGAUGACCUAACCACACAAGAUGGACAUAUUAUCUCCCGGAACAGCACGGCGAGGGAUAUACACCUGGACUUCGGGUUGACAUGGAGAGUUCGCAGACAGCAUUCCCUGUUCACGUAUCCCAUUGGUAAAAACUACUCAACUUUCCAGAACGAGGCCUUCACUCCUAUGUUCCCGGACCCUGCUCAAACGUUCACACCGGAAGCACGGAAUAUAUGUGGCGAUGACGAAUUUUGUCUUUACGACUACCACACUACUGGACGGGCGGAUAUUGCAGACGCAACAAGAGCUGCUACUCAGACAUUCAAAAGCAUACAAAUACAAGCGGAACCAGUUAUUGUAUGUAAUCAUCCUCUCGAUGUUGCAUAUGGUUACUGGAAUAGUACCGGCUUAGUCGUGAAUUCCACUGCUGUUCUCAUUUGUGAAGAAGGCAGACGACCUAACACUUCUGACGUCAUAUCCUGUACAGCAAACGGGACCUGGGAACAUAGCAAUGAUGCGUGCAUAGAAAUCCGUUGCGGAGCAUUACUCGACAUUCCAUUUGGACGUUGGUUGGCAUCAAACUACACGGUGGGAGCCACUGCGACUCUGCAAUGUGAUGUCGGGUCAAAUUUGAAUGGAUCAGGCGUGGUGACGUGUGAUGAGGUCGGCAUGUGGCAUCCCAAUGGACAAGCCUGCGACGUAGUUGUUUGUGGACCUCUUCCGUCCUUCCUAAAUGGGCGAUGGGUCAGCAAUGGAACAACAUUUGGACAUACAGCCAUCUUGGAAUGUGAUGAGGGGACCGAGUUUGUGGGUAGCACAAAUGUCCAAUGUGGGGUCACUGGAACGUGGGGAAUUGGCACACAAACUUGUACUACCAUUGAUUGUGGACAUUUACCUUCGAUGACACACGGCCAUUUGGUUAGCAAUGCAACAUUAUUUGGACAUACAGCUGAACUUGUGUGCGGGGAAGGGAGACAACCAAAUGGUGUUCCGAACGUCACGUGUGGACUUAGUGGAGAAUGGAAUAUCAGUUCACUCGCGUGUGAUCUGGUUGACUGUGGACCCCCACAUCGGGUGGCGAAUGGGCUGUGGACUGGCGGAGAGUACACAUAUGGCUCCUUAUUACAUCUGCGAUGUAACACCGGGACUACUAUUAUAGGAAAUGGCACGGUCAACUGCACGGCUAACGGACAGUGGUCAAGCAUCGAGCAAAGAUGUGAUGUUGUAAAGAAAUAUAAAAAGCUCAAGUAGUUCCUUUACGAAGGCGGCAUUAGGCGGGGUCAUUGGAGUAACAAGUGCCAUUUCUACAAUGAUCGUCAUAGUUAUCAUCAUGCGGCGUCGCAGAAAACAUUCAUCCUCAUAUCACAUCACGUGUGGCAAUAAUAUGAAAAUAAACACUAGUAGCAUGUAGAAUACUAUAGCACUGACAGCGAUAAACAAAGUAGAAUAAUGAACUUCUUUUUUCCGUACUUUACUAUAUCGUGUUGAAUGUAAAUGAAACGUCAUUCCAUGUAAUUAGGGCUUUUCACCAAAUGGUGAAAAGACCUAUUGUUUUUGUUAUGUUUCUUAUUAUUAUUAUUAGGGCUUUUCACCAAAAAUUGCGAAAAUAAUCCGGUAAUGUUCAAUGGUCUUCUGUUUUUAUUAUCGUCGUGUUUUCGGGGUCACGUUCUAAUAACCGACGCCACGAAAUGCCAUACAGCUAAUGGCCCGAAGUGUUAUCCACUCCAAACAUCCACUUAUCGACUAUAGAUGCCUGAUUCUAUAGCAUGUGGGCUUCCUACGUCAUCAAAUGCAGUUCCCGCGAAAUUACUGGGAAAUAUAAAACAAUUCUUUAAAUGAAAUGAAGCGAAAGAAAUAGAAAACGUCUAAAUAAAAGCAUCGUGAUCAGUAUUGAG